AAAAGGAGCUUGCACUUCAUUUUGUACACUUGUAUAUGUGAGCUCAAAAGAAAAAUUGAUAAAAGAGCUGACAGCUGGUUUUUUUAAGAUGGAAGGUGGCUGCAGAAUCAAGUUAAGGGUUUUUGAGGUGACAUCAUGGUUGUGGUUGUGGUUGAUUAUCACGACAGUCGUAGCUCAAGCUCAAAACACCAACACUGAUCCAGCUGAAGUGCGAGCUAUAAAUGAAAUGUUCAGGCAAUGGAGGAUACCGGAAACUGUAGCAACACAGAGGGGAUGGAACCUAAGCGGAGAACCGUGCAGCGGCGCUGCUUUGGAAGCUACCAGCUUCGAUUUACCGACUUACAAUCCUGGCAUCAUAUGUGAUUGUAAUUUCCCUAAUUCUACUUGCCACAUUACUCAACUAAAAGUUUAUGCAAUGGAUGUGGCGGGCCCAAUCCCAGAAGAACUCUGGACUUUGGUUUACCUUAUGACUCUAAAUUUGGCCCAGAACUACUUGACAGGUCCCUUGUCACCUUCAAUUGGUAAUUUAACUCGGAUGCAGUGGCUGACUGUGAGCCUCAAUGCUUUAUCUGGGGAGCUUCCACCAGAGCUAGGACAGCUUUCUGACCUUAGAUUGUUGUCGUUUAGCGGAAACAAUUUCAAUGGUUCCCUACCAUCUGAAAUUGGAAAUUUGCGAAAUUUACAACAACUUUACAUUGAUAGUUCUGGAGUGGGCGGUGAAAUACCUUCUACAUUUGCUAAUUUACAGAACAUGGUUACAGUAUGGGCUUCUGAUAAUGAAUUCACCGGGAGAAUACCUAACUUUAUAGGGAAUUGGACACAAUUAGUGGAAUUGAGGUUUGAGGGGAACUCUUUUGAAGGUUCAAUACCACCUUCAUUUUAUAAUUUGACCUCUUUGCAGGACUUGAGAAUAAGUGGUUUAUUGAAUGGAACUUUGGAUUUUAUCAGGAAUAUGAAGUCCCUUGGUGUUCUAGUUUUAAGGAAUAACAGAAUUUCUGGCUCAAUUCCAACUGACAUCGGAGGACACCCAAAUUUGACUCGACUGGAUUUGAGUUUCAACAAUUUGGAUGGACAGAUUCCAAGAGGGUUGUUCAACUUGAGUCAACUCUCUUUCUUGUUUCUUGGAAACAACAGUUUAAAUGGUACCCUUCCUGAUGCAAAGAGUGCAAGCCUCACAAAUAUUGAUGUGUCUUACAAUGAACUAUCUGGAACACUUCCUUCUUGGGUCAAUGAGGCAAACUUACAACUUAACUUAGUUGUGAACAACUUCACUUUAGGAGAUUCAGGAAACAGUGAAUUGCCUACAGGUUUAGAAUGUCUCCAAAGGAAUUUCCCUUGUGCUCGUGGGUCCCCAAGAUAUAGUGGCUUUGGAAUAAAUUGCGGUGGUCCUUCAAUCACUUCAUCCAACCGGAUACUUCAUGAGGAAGAGAAUGAAGCACUUGGAGCAGCAACAUAUUAUGUGAGUUCUGAAAGAAGGUGGGGUGUCAGCAAUGUGGGUCAGAGGGACAACCCACGAUAUACGAUUUCCUCUUUAAGACAAUUCACAGGCACUUUAGAUCCAGAACUUUUCCAGACAGCGAGAGUCUCUGCUGGAUCAUUAAGAUAUUACGGUUUAGGGCUGGAAAAUGGUAAUUACACAGUGACCCUCCAGUUUGCAGAACUAGAGAUAGAAGAUGGACCCAGUUGGAAAAGUGGUGGAAGGCGCGUCUUUGACAUCUAUUUGCAGGGAAACCGGGUGUUUCAAGAUUUCGAUAUAAAAAGGGCAGCAGGGGGGGCUACCUUUAGUCCUGUUCAAAGGCAAGCAUCAGUCCAGGUUACAGAUAACUACCUUGAGAUUCAUUUAUUCUGGUCUGGAAAAGGGACUUGUUGUGUACCUAUGCGAGGGACUUUUGGACCUCUUAUCUCAGCGAUCAGUGCCACUCCAAAUUUCCGCCCCACUGUGAGCAACACUCCACCUUCCACAAAGAAGAAGAAUAGGACAGGUUUAAUUGUUGGGAUUCCUAUUGCAGUUGUUAGCUUUCUGUCAUUAUUAGCCCUAUAUAUUUUUCGUCAGUGGAGGAAAAAGCAGGACGCAUCUGACAAUUAUGAAGAGUUUUUGGGAAUUGACGCCAAACCAUAUACCUUUAGUUAUGGAGAACUGAGAGAUGCUACUGAUGGUUUUAGUCCUGCAAAUAAGCUUGGUGAGGGUGGUUUUGGACCUGUUUACAAGGGAACACUUGAUGAUGGGAGAGUAAUAGCUGUUAAACAACUCUCUGUAGCCUCCCACCAGGGCAAGGCUCAGUUUAUUGCUGAAAUAGCAACAAUAUCCGCUGUCCAACACCGCAAUCUUGUUAAGUUAUAUGGAUGCUGCAUUGAAGGAGUCAAACGGCUUCUUGUUUACGAGUAUCUUGAGAACAAGAGUCUUGAUCAAGCAUUAUUCGGAGACAACAGGAUAUCUCUUAAUUGGGCAACCCGGUUUGAAAUAUGCCUUGGGCUAGCACGCGGUCUUGCAUAUCUGCAUGAGGAAUCUCGAAUAAGGAUUAUACACAGAGAUGUUAAAGCUAGCAAUGUUUUACUUGAUGUUGAUCUCAACCCUAAGAUCUCAGAUUUUGGUUUGGCCAAACUUUAUGAUGACAAGAAAACACACAUGAGUACUCGUGUUGCAGGCACCAUAGGGUAUUUGGCACCAGAGUAUGCAAUGCGUGGACACCUUACAGAAAAGGCUGAUGUGUUUGGGUUUGGAGUUGUAGCUCUAGAGAUUGUUAGUGGAAGGCCUAAUUCUGAUUCAACUUUGGAAGAUGAGCAAGUUUAUCUUCUUGAAUGGGCAUGGAACCUACAUGAAGCAAAUAGUGAAGUUGAAUUGGUGGAUGAAGAAUUGUCUGAAUUUGAUGAGAAUGAAGUAAAAAGAGUGACGAAAAUCGCCCUUCUAUGCACCCAAACCUCACCAAUGCAAAGACCACCAAUGUCGCGAGUGGUGGCAAUGCUUUCAGGAGAUAUAGAAGCAGGUGGUGUCAUUACUCGGCCCGAGUAUUUGACUGGCUUUAAUUUUAAAGAUGCUACCACCUUCAACAGUACUGCUUCAACUUUAGGUACAAAUUCUAUACCAAGUACAAGUCAAUCCACUAUUUCAACAACCACACCUAAUCAUGAUUCCGGGCUGAUGCUUGAUAAUAUCAUUGGAGAAGGUAGGUGAUGGUGAUGACAUAGUUUGUUCAUGGAUAAUCCCUUUGUGUUAUUUUUCUUAGGAGUUAAUAUGUAUGACAUACCAAUAGAGAUGCCAUUUACAUUUCUGAUAGCAAUCUCUAAAUUUAGGCUGUAAUUUGUUAAUUUUGAAAAUGGUUGAAUGAAUUUGUGAUUGAUAACA
Molecule: messenger RNA, 3343 nt
Organism: Helianthus annuus (common sunflower)
Lineage: Eukaryota; Viridiplantae; Streptophyta; Magnoliopsida; Asterales; Asteraceae
Product: probable LRR receptor-like serine/threonine-protein kinase At1g56130
Exons: 23
Coding region: 89-3172 (1027 amino acids)
Biological process (GO): protein phosphorylation
Molecular function (GO): protein binding; ATP binding; protein kinase activity
Source: RefSeq, a predicted model, not a curated record